CAAAACUCUAUACAGUCCCCCUCUCUCUCUCUCUCCGCGAGCUGCGGCGCACAUCGCCUCCGCUCCACCGGAUGGCUCGUUGCUUGAUCUCCAGAAGAGCCCCAACACUUUAGUCAAAAGUACUUUAGUUGUUGUUGUUUUUGUGGAAUGGUUGACCGAUUCUGCAGGUCGCUGCCCACGGUGGACCUAUGUGUUUAUGUUUGGACGCACGGCGCUGGGACAUCCGGAAUGGGGAAUCCGUAGGAGGGAACGACGCUCGCUGGUGUGCCGCUGUUGGUAGAUAGAGCGCGAGCGCACCAACGCGUUGCGCGCACACCACCCACGCGCGAGAUGGACUUGAAGAAGACUAAAUUUGGAAGGUUCAUGAAUUGCAGAGUGCCAGCCAGUAAGCGAUACCAGCCCACUGAAUAUGAACAUGCUGCAAACUGUGCCACACAUGGGUUGUGGAUCCUUCCUAGUCUGGUGGGCGGGUCGGUUCUCCACUUCUUGUCUGUGGACCAAUGGCAUCGUGUUGCUGCCUGGCUCUAUGGGAGCGGUCUCACUGGCCUGUUCAUCACCUCAACACUCUUCCACACCGCUGCCUGGAAAAUCAGCCAUCUCCGGAAGGUGGAGCAGCGAUUCCACAUGUGUGACAGAAUGGCCAUCUACUUCUUCAUCGCUGCCUCCUACUCUCCCUGGUUGAUGCUGAGGGAGCUAGGGCCCUGGUCAUGCCACAUGCGCUGGCUGAUCUGGGUCAUGGCUUGUAUAGGAUCCAUGUAUGUCUUCUUUUUCCAUGAGAGGUACAAGCUGGUAGAGUUAUUGGGAUAUGUGGCCAUGGGGGCUGUUCCUGCUUUGGUCAUCCUGUCCAUGGUGGAGCGUGCAGGUGUGUGUGAACUAGCAGUAGGAGGUGUCUUCUAUGUGGUGGGGGUGGUCUUCUUUAAGAGCGAUGGCGUCAUCCCUUUUGCCCACGCCAUCUGGCAUCUUUUUGUUGCAGCUGGAGCAGGCAUUCAUUAUUACGCCAUCUGGAGUUACCUGUACUUACCUGGGCCGCUGCUGCACACAGCGAGGUGACUAGACGGGCUUACCUGAGAUCACAUGGUUCCACACCAAGUGACAUAGCCAGGAAAAGUGUAUUUUAGUCAUGAGAUCACUGGGUUUUGACGACCAGUAACCUGAUUCUGGAGGAUACACGAGAGAUGGUGCUGAAAUGAUCUGGCCAUCAGCACUGACUGACUGCUGAGGAUCAGAUGAAAUUCUCCCCAGGUGGGGCCCGAACCCCUUUACCGUCUAACUAUUAGGUGAUUAGACCAAAUUUGUGAUGACUCAUAAUAAGGUAUGAUGUAAUAUACAGUGGGCUAAGUACUGUAUAUGCAAAAGUAUGAUUCUAAUUCUGCUGUGUAAAACUAAUUGUUCUCACAAACACAGCCUGAAUCACACUGGUCUGUCUCGUGACAUAGAUGUCAAUCUAUAGAGAAAGAGAAGAUAUUUUUGAAUUCAAUUGAGUAACAGCCCUGGGCAUGAAUGUUAAUUUAUGUUAUCACCUCAUAGGUGAUGUUUGCACAGACAGGGCAACACAUAAUUUGCCAGAAAGUUUAGAUGGCCAUUGUUCAGUUAAAGGAAUAAUCUGACAUUUUGGCAAAUGUGUUCAUAUGUUUUCUUGGUGAGAGUUAGGUGUUCAGAUAGAUAGCACUCACAUGUCUGUACGCUAAAUAAGAAGCUUAAGCCAGCAGCUGGUUAGCUCAGCUUAGCACAAAAACUGUAAACAGGGGGAAACAGCUGGCCUUUCGCUGUCAGGUGACACAAUUAAUUUACCAGCACCUCUAAAGUUUUAAAGUUCUAUCUUGUUUAUUUAAUUUGUACAAACACUGAGGUAAGAAAAACAACAAAUUGUGGUUUUAUGUAAGGUCUAUUUCUUGGCCGGGAGCAGCUACCUCCUGGAGUCUUCUCAUCACCAUGAGGUUGUCAGGCAACCAAUGGAGACUCCAGCAAAUUACUGCUGCUGUGCUACACUAAGCUAAAAGGCCGCUAGCUUCAGCAUUACCGUACAGACAUAAAUGUGGUAUCAAUCUUCUCAUCGAACUCUUUACAAUAAAGCAAAUACGUGUAUUUCCCAAAAUGUCAAACUAUUCCUUUAAGCAUACAACUCUCUAACAGCACUUACAACAUAUUGCCUGUGACACCAACUCCUCAGCUAUCCUAAGCUUCUAAACUCCACCCUUUCUGUAAUCCAACCACAGGUGACGUGCCAAAUUUUAAUUUAAAAUUUACCAUACACACAUUCCUUCAUAGUGGUGCUACAAGCCACAUGUAAAUAGUGAUUUUUUUUAUUUUACUUUUAUCCAUUUUUGCACAUCUUCAAAAUAUGAAAAUGUAGUCAGCCAACAAACUUUUCAGUAAAAGUUUACUGUUACCGUUUUGGGCCAAUAUAUUGCAUGUUCCUCUGAGAGCAUUUGAACUUUUCAAGUUUCAAUGUACAACAUCUUUGCUGCCACUGGUCUAAGGUUAUCAUGGGCUGACUUAGAAUACAUCACGUAAUCUGCUGACAGACUUAAAGUCACCAUAUAAUAUCUGGGUGACACUAGUCGCCCUGAAGACAGACUGCAAUUAAAACUCAAACAGGUUGACCAUCUUUUGGUCAAGAUAAAGGUCAACUGAUUAGUUGAAGAUCAUAGGCAUCAGUAGAACUGGGGUAGUUGUGAUUCUGCUAUGAUUUAUAUUUAUUUUGAAUUGAUUCUCAUGGUUUACUGUAAUGUGAUUUGAAAGAUGACAAAUCUAAUCUCAGAUUAUCAUAGAGCUAAUGUAACACUGACAACUGUAUUCUGCGUCAAAUGUUAAAUUCCCUAAAAACAUCAUGGCUAUAAGCACUGAUGAUCUUGUUUAGAGGACUAAAAUUUGCAGUGGUUUUGUUUAAGUGUAGGUCUACUCAUAUUUUCGAGCACUUUUCUAUCAACAGCUGCGACAAUUUAAGUAGAAUUUUCUGAAAUCCUCAGAAUAUGACAGAAUUUACAAAUGGGUCUUAAAUACAUGUACAUUAUUUACACAAAUUUCAAUUUUUAUUUUCAUAGAUUGGAUUUUUAUACUUUAAGCACUGUAGAGGUCAUACUUUCAGGUCUUUCCUAAUCCCUAGUAGUUAAACAGGUUCUGUUUUAACUUUUAGAAAACAGAACACUUACUCAGGAAGUGAGCAUUUUUAAAAAAUCAGAUGAUCUUUUUUGUAAAAUUUUAUGUAUGUGAAAUCGCUGUAUUAAAGAAGAGACACUAUAUUACAUGGUGAGGAUCUGCGUAUUUUGUGGAUGCCAAAUAUGCUUUAUGAUAUCAAGUUUCAAU
Xiphias gladius (swordfish) is the source of this 3306-nucleotide messenger RNA. RefSeq names its product monocyte to macrophage differentiation-associated 2a (gene mmd2a). The coding region runs from base 331 to 1050 and encodes 239 amino acids. Lineage: Eukaryota; Metazoa; Chordata; Actinopteri; Istiophoriformes; Xiphiidae. The transcript is spliced from 7 exons. The record is from RefSeq and is a predicted model, not a curated record. Gene Ontology annotation, cellular component: membrane. Gene Ontology annotation, molecular function: pore-forming activity.